GAGAGAUCCUUUCCCCAUUGUUCAUCACUGAGCAGGCAUAGGAAAACUCAUUCUCUAGAGAAGUUUCACAAGUGCAAAGACUGUGGGAAACAAGCCAUCUAUUUAUUUUAUUUCACUGAAAGAGAAACUCAAAGAAGGGAAAUAGUAAGAAAUGACUGAUUCUCCAGUAAACAUGUCACAGGGCCUGUUGACAUUCCGGGAUGUGACUGUGAACUUCUCAAAAGAGGAGUGGGAAUGUCUGGACUUUACUCAGAGGGCUUUGUACAUCGAGGUGAUGUUAGAGAAUUACAAAAACUUGCUGUUUGUGGAGAACUGCAAAUGUGAUCCUGUCCAUCAACAUGUGAAGACUGAAAAUCAGUCUUGUCAGUGUAAUGAGCUUGACAAACUGCUUCAUGAUCUCUCCAUGUGUGCAGUUUAUAGGACAAAUGAAACUUCAGAAAACUCUAAUAACUAUAGAUGCAAUAGUCACAGGGAUGCCUCUGUUAGCUCAUCAAACAAAGAUAGACAUGAAAGCAUGCACACUGGAGAAGAACCUUGCAAAUCUAAAGACUAUGAGAAAGCAUUAAAUUUGUGUUCCAACAUUAUUCAAGAUCAGAUACUCUACACUACUAAGAAAGAGCACAAGCAAGGAGAAUAUGGUGACUAUUUUGACUCUACAUAUAGUCUUUUGCAGCAACCAAUCUACAUCGGUGAAACACCACACCGUUGUCAGACAUGCGCAAAAUGCUUCAGGACUUCCUCAGACCUCAGAAAACAUGAAAGGAUUCAUACAGGAAUUAAACCCUACAAGUGCAACAUUUGUGAAAAAUCCUUUACCCAGCGUUCAAGUCUUAAAAUACACCAAAGGCUUCAUACUGGGGAAAAACCUUACAAAUGCAAAGAAUGUGGAAAGUCAUUUCGUCAAUUGUCAGGAAUCAAUAGCCAUCAGAAAACACAUACAGGAGAGAAGCCUUACAAAUGUAAGGAAUGUGACAAGUCCUUUGCACAUUAUUCCAGUUUCAGGAGACAUCAGCGCUCACACUUUAAAAGCCAUUACAGACUCCACACUGAAGAGAAACUUUACAAAUGCAAUGACUGUGACAGAUCCUUUCCCCACUAUUCAUCACUGAGUAGGCAUAGGAAAACUCAUUCUCUAGAGUUUCACAAAUGCAAAGAAUGUGGUAAGUCCUUUAUUAAAUUAUCACAGCUUAACAUGCAUUACAGAAUUCAUACUGGUGAAAGGCCUUACAAAUGUGAGGUGUGUAACAAAUCCUUUACUUGGAAAUCAAUUCUUAGAACACAUCGGAAAAUGCAUACUGGGGAGAAACCUUACAAAUGUAAGGAAUGUGACAAAUCCUUUACUGAACAGUCAUAUCUUAGAAGACAUCAAAGUGUUCACACUGGAGAGAAACUUUACAGAUGUAUGGAAUGUGACAAGUCUUAUACCAGCUGCUCAUAUCUUAGAGCACAUCAGAAAAUUCAUACUGGAGAGAAACUUCCUAAGUGCAAAUACUGUGAAAUAUCCUUUAUUCAUAUUUCAAGUCUUAGAAAACAUCAGAAACUUCAUACUGGAGAGAGACCUUACAGUUGUAAGGAAUGUGACAAAUCCUUUACCAGUUCCUCAAAUCUCAGAAGACAUCAGAGUGUUCACACUGGGGAGAAAUCAUACAAAUGUAUGGAAUGUGAAAAGUCCUUUUCUCAGGACUUAUAUCUUAGAGAACAUCAGAGAGUUCAUACUAGAGAGAGACCUUACAGUUGUCAAAAAUGUGCCAAAUCUUUUUCCCAAUCUUAUGAUUUAAAGAAACAUCAGAAAAUUCAUACUGGAGAGAAACUUCACAAAUGCAAAGACUGACAUAUCCUAUAUCCAUAUUGCAAGUUUUAGAGUAAAUCAGAGAGUUCAUACUGGAGAGAGACCUUACAGUUGAAAGGACUGUAACAAAUCCUUUUCCAGUUUCUCAAAUCUUAGAAGACAUCACUGUGUUCACACUGAGGAGAAACCCUACAGAUGUAUGGAAUGUGACAAUUUCUUUACCAGAGAUCCAUAAUUUAGAAGGUAUCAAAAAAUUCAUACUGACAAGAGAACAGUAUGAAUGGAUAUGUGACAAAUCCUUUUUCCACUCUUAUGGUUUAAGGAGAUAUCAGAAAAUUCACAAUGGAGAGAAACCACACAGAUGCAAAGACUGAGGCAUCCUUUAUCCAGAUUUCGAAUCUUAGAAGAUAACAGAAAAUUCAUACUGGAGAGAAACAUACCAUUGUAAAUAAUGUGAUAUAGCAUUUCCCAGUAUUCUCUACUUAAAAAUUGCAA
Molecule: messenger RNA, 2284 nt
Organism: Myodes glareolus (Bank vole)
Lineage: Eukaryota; Metazoa; Chordata; Mammalia; Rodentia; Cricetidae
Source: RefSeq, a predicted model, not a curated record